ACGGACUAUUUGGACUGACCGACUGAGCGCUCUGCCAGAUUACUGAGCACCUCUAGGUCUUGGCGGCGCAUCUGCUCCACGGCGCAGCAGCCCGCGCCGCCGUCCUCAAAUUCAGGCAAGGGAGGAGGGCGCCGGGAUGGCACGCCGACGCAGCCCGCGCCUCCAUCCACAAACCCAGGCGAGUGAAGAAGGAGCCGGAGUGACACCCCGCCGCAGCCCACGCCUCCAUCCCCAGAUCCAAGGGAACGCGAACGGCGCCGGAGUGAUCCGCCGACGCCGCCGACGUAGGCGCGGCGCCUCCCUGCCGGACGACGACGGCAUGCUCUGGGAGAUCCUCCUCCGUCUCCCGCCGCAGCCGUCCUCUCUCCCGCGCGCAUCCGCCGUAUGCAAGCGCUGGCGGGGCAUCGUCGGCGACCCCAAGUUCCACCGCCAGUUCUAUGCACACCACCGGAAGCCGCCCCUGCUCGGCGUCUUCGUGUGGGGGGAAAAACAUGAAGGUAUCGUGUUCAAACCCGUCCUUGACCCUCCCAACCGCAUCCCCGCUCGACGCUUCUCCCUUGGACUCGGCAACAACCGCGAAGAUCACGAGUUGCUCAACUGCCGCCACGGUCUCGUCCUCGUCAAAGACUGUGUGAGCCGCGAGGUCAUUGUGUGCGACCCCAUCACGGGGAAGCAGCGCCGAGUGGCCCUGCCGCCGGUGUUCCACUCGGCCUACUUCAGGGGGGUGGUCCUUUGCGCUGCUGCCGGUAACCAGGGCCACGUGCAUGGCGACUGCCCAUUCAAGGUGGUCUUGUCCUCCGCGUUCAGACAAGAUAACCAGCCUCUCGCCUGCGUUUACUCCUCGGAGACCGGCGAAUGGGGCGAUCCCAUCAUAGCAGAGGAUCCAUGUUACGUUGAAUAUGUGGGUAGGCAUGCAACCCUAGUUGGUAAUGCCCUUUACUGGCCGUUCAACAAUGAUCAGAUGCUUGAGUUUGAUUUGGAUAGGCAGAAGCUAGCCGUGAUCGCGGGACCUCCUGUUACAAACGCUUUCCUGUUCGCCCAUCGUCAAAUCAUUCAGGCUGAGGAUGGCGCUGUUGUCUUGGCCAUACUGGCUGAUUCUCGCUUCCAAAUGUGGCAGAGAAAUGUCAGUUGUCAAGGUGUUGCCACAUGGGCGCUUUGGAAGACCAUUCAAAUGCAUAACAUUCUUGGGAUCUCUCUUCAGAUUGGGGAGUACAUGGCAUGGACGGGGUAUGAUGAGGAUAACGAUGUAAUGCUUUUAGAUGUUGACCACGAUGUCUAUUCGGUUCAACUUAAGUCUAUGGAAUCAAAGAAACUUUACAUACCCAAUUGUACCAGUCAAAUUCAUCUUUUCACGAGCUUCUAUACACCAGGAACAUCCAUUGAUGGUGGAUCUGAUCCAGCUGAAAUGCUGCAUGGCACAUCAGAUGCUUGUCUAGUUUGACGGACUAAUGUACCGAAAUAGUUCAGCUGGCUAAUUUAUCAGCUGGGUGUUACUUGUUGUCACAACUGAUUUUGUCAAUAAUUAAGCUCUGUAUUGUCAAGCUUUUUCCGCUCACGUCAAGUUGACAGUUGGGUGUAGUGGUGCAAAAAUUCAAGAGAAGAUGAUACCACAAGUGGUGCUGAUGAGUGAUGUGCCUAGGCUGAGAUGGAAGUUAAGUUGAGGAAUAGUGUUAGGAAUGAUGGCCUGCAAAAAAAUGUUACUCCCUUCGAUUCAUACUACUUGUCACUAGUAUGGAUGUAUCUAGUACUAAAAUACGUCUAGAUACGUCUAUAUUAGAGACAAUUCAUAUGUAUCGGAGGGAGGUAGUAAUAUUGAUGUUUAAAGAAGUUCUAUAGGUGAUAUGGUGUAUUUUUUGGUUUAGUUUUUAGUAUGUGAUAUGUUUCUGAAACCUUUAUCAUUUUCCUUUUGGUGUCAUGAUUCCAGAGAACUCUCUGUAUGUCCAGGUCUGUCAAAAGUUUGUUCCAGUGCACUGGCAUCAACUAGAACAAUGUGAUGGAUGGAUCAAAAAGAGUGUUCAUCUUA
This is a messenger RNA of Lolium perenne, 2023 nucleotides long. RefSeq lists its product as uncharacterized. NCBI's taxonomy places the organism in Eukaryota, Viridiplantae, Streptophyta, Magnoliopsida, Poales, Poaceae. The record is from RefSeq and is a predicted model, not a curated record. Gene Ontology annotation, molecular function: protein binding.